This is a messenger RNA of Xylaria bambusicola, 1905 nucleotides long. RefSeq names its product chromatin remodelling complex Rsc7/Swp82 subunit-domain-containing protein. Gene Ontology annotation, molecular function: chromatin DNA binding. Lineage: Eukaryota; Fungi; Ascomycota; Sordariomycetes; Xylariales; Xylariaceae. The coding region runs from base 1 to 1905 and encodes 634 amino acids. The record is from RefSeq and is a predicted model, not a curated record. Gene Ontology annotation, cellular component: nucleus. The transcript has 3 exons.
AUGUAUUCCACCCAGCCCAACGGCGCUGAGGGUGCGACCAUCAAUCCCGCAACUAUCAACCCUGCCGCCCUCAACCCAGCAACUUCCCGAGGCUUGAAGCGGAGUCGCUCCCCCGACACCUAUCAAGACGCCGCGGCAUCUGAAACCCUUGGGGACGAUGGUAAGUCUCACCCUCCGGCUAGCUCUGCGUGCCUUGCUUGCGCCCCAUGUUACUUGUGUAGCGCUACUCCUACGACUCGACAUCCCUCACCCAUACCACCCCGGACUCCUCAGACGCAGACAGAACCGAUACCUGGACAGCCACCACCAGGUAACUACACUCCUGUUCAGGCGUCCCCUCCUCCGAAGGUUACGCCAAAGUCAACGUUAAAGGCUCUUCCAACCGUUCGUGAUCACACUACUGAUCAGCUUGGCCCCGGUGGCGAUGAGUACAUGCCACGAGAGACGGACGAGGCUGGAGAGAAGAAGGUUAUGGCAAAUGGCCAGCUACUAGGUGGACGCGAAUAUCGAUGUCGAACUUUUCUCGUUCCACACCGGGGUGAUAAGCUGUUUAUGCUCGCCACGGAAUGUGCAAGGGUCCUUGGAUACCGCGACUCGUAUCUGCUAUUCAAUAAAAAUAGGUCACUCUACAAGAUAAUCGCCAACCAGGUGGAAAAGGAUGAUCUUGUUCAACAGGAAAUUUUGCCCUUUUCGUAUCGCUCCAGGCAAAUCGCCAUUGUCACAGCGCGAUCCAUGUUCCGACAGUUUGGCAGUCGCGUCAUCACUAAUGGUAGGAGGGUUCGCGACGACUAUUGGGAGGGUAAGGCAAGAAAACAAGGAUUUACUGAGGCUGAUAUGGCCGGUGAGAAGAGGCCAGGUGCGGCCAAGGCCAGAGAAGCGGCAGCUGAGGCCAAUGCUGUCAGCGGUAUCGGGUCGCUUCAGGGAGGGCCUCAGGGUGAGAUUGUCUACGCGAAUCCCCACCAGUUUGGUGGCGCUCCGCAGCCUCUUGUGCAACCAGGUAUGAUGGGAACGCCAGGAACUUCGACAAGAAUGCCUAUGAUAACAGUUGGACCAGAUCUGAAUGAUGCAAGGACACGAGAUUAUAGCAACUUCAUUAAGAGCGGACCUCGUCAAGAAAUUGCAGGUCCGGCCUACCAGGACAGGACACAGCCCACGCCGAUCAGUGAAAUACACCAGCAGGCCCAUCAUGCUGCCGAGUACAAUCGUACUCUCAACCAGGGUCGCGAGAUGCGGAGUGACUAUUUGCAGAGUCUUUGGAGGAGGCCGCACGAACAACCUGCGACGUCACAACCCGUUGUUCAGGAACCCAGCUUGCCCACAACCAGGCCCGGCCAGUCACCACAGACGACCCCCGCCGGACUCACAUCGUCUGGUAUCCUUCCUAACCAAAGCCCACAGUUGAUGAUGACGGCACCACCAUAUUCGCAAUCUCUCCACUCUCAGCAGCCCAUGGGCCAACCUCCAAUGCGAGCCAUGCCUCAGCCAUCGAACCAGAAGCAAACGAGGCCUCCUAGCCUCCCAUCUGGCCCAUCCAGCAUGUCGCAAGGCACUCCAGCGUACAACUAUGGUUCUCAAAACCCGAUGUGGGGACCUCAAACACCACAGGCUCCUCCGCAUUAUACGGGCUACACAACCCAAGCCCAGCAUUCACCUCAUCCCCAGCAAUCACCGGCUCCUCAACAACUACGCCACCCAAGCGGAACUCCUCAAAUGCAGCCAAACACCAUGCAAUAUCCAAGCAUGCAAGGGCUUUCCCACGGCUACCCGGCGCAGGGGCAGGGAAUGUAUCCUCCCGAGCAGACUCCUAGGCAGUUCAUGCCACAGAACCCAAGUUCCGCUCCUACUGUCACAUCAACGUGGACUAAUCCUCCAACUCCGGCUGGGAGCAACUGGUGGCCACAGUAG